Messenger RNA from [Torrubiella] hemipterigena, 1702 nucleotides. NCBI's taxonomy places the organism in Eukaryota, Fungi, Ascomycota, Sordariomycetes, Hypocreales, Clavicipitaceae. The record is from the annotation of a GenBank genome assembly.
GCGGUGUUGGGUGUAGACGGGCCAAUUGGGCGCGGGGGAAAAGCCAUGCUGCCGCCGUUCGGCAAGCUGUGGUGGGGGUGGUUUGACGGCGGAGCAGUUAGCGGGGGUGUCCUUCCGCCGCGUUUCCCCCAACCAACUUCACACACAUACACACGUAUCCUUCGUUUUUUACUUUUCUUGCUGCUUGUGUUUCCCUGCCACGCAAAUGUCCAUUGCCAAGUUGCGCAGACAGCAGGAUUCCAACAACAGUUCGCCAAACAUGCAGGUCCCUUUGCUCCGCCUCCAAUGCGGCGUCAACUCGUACGAAUGGGGUAAGAAGGGCAGCUCUUCUGCCGCCGCCAAGUUUGCUGCUGCUACACCUGCUGCCAACUUCUCCAUCCAGGAAGACCAGCCGUAUGCCGAGUUGUGGAUGGGCACCCACCCCUCCAACCCCUCCAGAGACCUGACCACCGGCCGAACACUCCUUGAGCUUUGCAGCGAGAACGAAAUCCUCCUCUCCAAGACGAUUGCCGACAAGUAUGGCGCCAAGCUGCCCUUCCUCUUCAAGGUGCUCUCCGUCAACAAGGCCCUGUCCAUCCAGGCCCAUCCCAACAAGAAGCUUGCCGAGCAGCUGCACGCCCGCGACCCUAAGAACUAUCCCGAUGACAACCACAAGCCUGAGAUGGCUAUUGCCAUUACCCCCUUUGAGGGACUCUGCGGCUUCCGUCCCCUGGCGGAGAUUACACACUUUCUCAACUCGGUCCCGUCCUUCAAGAAGCUCGUUGGUGCCGACAAUGCCACUGCUCUCGCCAGCGCUGCCAACGACGGCGCCGAGGGCGUUACCGAGGGCAAGAAGGCUGCGUUGAAGACGGCCUUUGCUGGCCUCAUGUCUUCGUCUGCUGAGGAUAUUGCUGCGGCCGUCAAGGAGCUCGUUGCUCAGGUCGAGGCUGAAGGUUCCUCGUUUGCUGCUGGCGGUGUCACCUCCACCUCUGGCGAGACUCUUGCUGAGCUUGUGCCCCGCCUCAACAGCCAAUUCACCGACGACAUUGGCCUUUUCGUUCUCUUCUUCCUCAACUUUGUUAAGCUGGAGGCGGGCGAGGCGCUCUUCCUCGUCGCUGACGACAUCCACGCCUACGUCUCUGGCGACAUUAUCGAGUGCAUGGCUGCUUCCGACAACGUUGUCCGUGCUGGAUUCACACCCAAGUUCAAGGAUGUUACAACCCUCGUUGACAUGCUCACAUACAACUUUGCUCCCAUUGACGAGCAGAAGAUGACCCCCGCCGAGUACCCCUAUGCCACUCUCAACGCCCCCGCCUACACCAGCGGAUCCAGCGUUUCUCUUUACGACCCUCCAAUUGACGAGUUCAGCGUUGCUCGCGCCCAGCUCAAGGGUGUUGGUGCCAAGGCUACUUUCGAACCCCUUGAAGGCCCCAGCAUUGUCAUCUGCACCAAUGGCUCUGGCCGCAUCUCUGUUGGACCUACCGCUUUCGACAUGGAAGAGGGAUACGUCUUCUUUGUUGGCUCCACUGCCGAGUGCGUGCUGGAAUCUACAAGCGAGGAGUUCACCACCUUCAAGGCAUUCUGUGAAGUUGAUGACCAGGCCAAGGAGCGCUUGUAACGGUAAUGAAUGAACAAUGGCGAAGCAGGGAACAAAAAGUUUGCUUGACGAGAAUCACGCUUAUGUAGUUGACUGAAAUGAAUCAUGUUUAAUAUUUCCCAUCUU